This is a messenger RNA of Budorcas taxicolor (takin), 1389 nucleotides long. RefSeq names its product transcription factor 7 (gene TCF7). Gene Ontology annotation, molecular function: DNA-binding transcription factor activity, RNA polymerase II-specific; RNA polymerase II cis-regulatory region sequence-specific DNA binding. Gene Ontology annotation, biological process: canonical Wnt signaling pathway; regulation of transcription by RNA polymerase II. The transcript is spliced from 11 exons. The record is from RefSeq and is a predicted model, not a curated record. Gene Ontology annotation, cellular component: beta-catenin-TCF complex. NCBI's taxonomy places the organism in Eukaryota, Metazoa, Chordata, Mammalia, Artiodactyla, Bovidae. The coding region runs from base 1 to 1257 and encodes 418 amino acids.
AUGCCGCAGCUGGACUCGGGCGGGGGUGGCGCGGGCGGCGGCGACGACCUCGGCGCGCCGGACGAGCUGCUGGCCUUCCAGGACGAAGGCGAGGAGCAGGACGACAAGAGCCGCGACAGCGCCGCGGGCCCCGAGCGCGACCUGGCUGAGCUCAAGUCGUCGCUCGUCAAUGAGUCCGAGGGCGCGGCCAGCGACGCGGGGGUCCCGGGGGCGGGCGCCGGUGCCCGCGGCGAGGCCGAGGUCGGGGCGGAGGCUCUCGGGCGGGCACACACUUCGCAGAGACUUUUCCCCGACAAACUUCCAGAGUCUCUGGAAGACGGCCUGAAGGCCCCGGAGUGCACCAGCGGCAUGUACAAAGACACCGUCUACUCCGCCUUCAAUCUGCUCAUGCACUACCCGCCCCCCUCGGGAGCAGGGCAGCACCCCCAGCCGCAGCCCCCGCUGAACAAGGCCAGUCAGCCUUCCCAUGGCGUCCCCCAACUUUCUCCUCUCUAUGACCAUUUCAGCAGCCCACACCCCACACCUGCACCAGCUGACAUCAGCCAGAAGCAAGGAGUUCACAGGCCUCUGCAGACCCCUGACCUCUCUGGCUUCUACUCUCUGACCUCAGGCAGCAUGGGACAGCUCCCCCACACUGUGAGCUGGCCCAGCCCUCCUCUCUACCCCCUGUCCCCUUCCUGCGGAUAUAGACAGCACUUCCCUGCCCCCACCGCAGCCCCUGGCGCCCCCUACCCCAGGUUCACCCAUCCACCCCUGAUGCUAGGUUCUGGUGUCCCUGGUCACCCCGCAGCCAUCCCCCACCCAGCCAUCGUACCCUCUUCAGGGAAGCAGGAGCUGCAGCCCUAUGACCGCAGCCUGAAAGCUCAAGCAGACUCUAAGGCAGAGAAGGAAGCCAAGAAGCCGACCAUCAAGAAGCCACUCAACGCCUUCAUGCUAUACAUGAAGGAGAUGAGAGCCAAAGUCAUUGCGGAAUGCACGCUCAAGGAGAGCGCUGCCAUCAACCAGAUCCUGGGCCGUCGGUGGCACGCACUGUCCCGGGAAGAGCAGGCCAAGUAUUACGAGCUGGCCCGCAAGGAGAGGCAGCUGCACAUGCAGCUAUACCCAGGCUGGUCGGCGCGGGACAACUACGGGAAGAAGAAGAGACGGUCGAGGGAAAAGCACCAAGAAUCCAACUCAGGAGGAAAAAGAAAUGCAUUCGGUACUUACCCGGAGAAGGCCGCUGCCCCAGCCCCGUUCCUUCCGAUGACAGUGCUCUAGGCUGCCCCAGGUCCCCAACUCCCCAGGAUUCGCCCUCGUACCUCCUGCUGCCCCACCUCCCCACAGAACUGCUUGCUAGCCCUGCAGAACCAGCGCCUACAUCACCAGGCCUCUCAGCCACUCUCAGCCUCU